Molecule: messenger RNA, 597 nt
Organism: Notodromas monacha
Lineage: Eukaryota; Metazoa; Arthropoda; Ostracoda; Podocopida; Cyprididae
Source: the annotation of a GenBank genome assembly
AUGGAAAUUUCUGAAAUUUAUGGCCGACUUUAUAUCCGAGUCUGUCGCGAUCCAGUUGGAGUGCGCGACACUGCUGCGUAUUCGUUAAUUUUGCAUCUGCGCAACGGAACAGAGAGAGGCGCCCACAAAGCGGACAGUCCGGGGGUCAUUUAUUGCCCUGUCUGCGGAAUUCAGAUGUUUCCCCGGCUUUUCGGGCCACCUGCGGUCAAUUUGCUCUGCGGAUUAAUCCGCCAACUGUCAGCGACUGACGUUGAUGAUAGACCAGGGGGAUCCCGGCAGUUGUUGUGUGAAAAUCCCCCGGAAUACUUUCGCUUAUCAAGUUUGCCAAACAAAGACAAAGCCAAGUGUCGGCCAAUACACAAGCAGUCUCAUUCUUUGUUUUCGACUUUCAACCUUCCAUCCAGUAUGAGUAGCACCUCGAAAAUUGUAAAUUUUCUAAAACCUCCUGAUGUAUACCCGAGAGGCCCUUUUUUGCAAUCCUGGACAAGUGGAUGGCAUGCUUUUGAAGAACUGUGGCGCAUUUGGAAACAGAUCGAUCAGACCCAUUGCUUCAUGAUGGAGAUUUGCGAAAAAAUAUGCGAGUCACGGUCGGAGUGA